Messenger RNA from Henningerozyma blattae CBS 6284, 2070 nucleotides. It is a transcript of the gene PLB3, whose product is annotated as lysophospholipase. Gene Ontology annotation, molecular function: A2-type glycerophospholipase activity. Lineage: Eukaryota; Fungi; Ascomycota; Saccharomycetes; Saccharomycetales; Saccharomycetaceae. Gene Ontology annotation, biological process: glycerophospholipid catabolic process. Bases 1 to 2070 code for a protein of 689 amino acids. The record is from RefSeq and is a predicted model, not a curated record. The transcript has a single exon. Gene Ontology annotation, cellular component: cytosol; intracellular membrane-bounded organelle; plasma membrane.
AUGCAAUUACGCGAGGCAUUGAUCACUGCUAUCGUGUUAACUUCCACAGCUGAAGCUUGGUCUCCUUCAAAUGGGUAUGCUCCAGCAAAUGUGUCAUGUCCCGACGAUAUUAAUUUGGUUAGAAGAGCAGAUGGUAAAAUCUCUCCAAAUGAAUCUGAUUGGUUACAAAAGAGAAAUGCCAACACUGAAGUAUCCUUAAAGGAAUUCUUGGAAAGAGCUACCAAGAAUUUCUCAGAUACUUCUUUUAUGGACAAAUUAUUCCCAAGUUCUUCCUCAAGUAACUCAUCUUAUCAAUAUUUACCUAAGAUUGGUAUUGGUUGUUCUGGUGGUGGUUACCGUGCCAUGCUUGCAGGUGCAGGUAUGUUGUCUGGUUUUGACAAUAGAACAGAUGGUGCAUGGGAUCAUGGUCUAGGUGGUAUCUUACAAAGUGCCACUUAUUUGGCUGGUCUUUCCGGUGGUAAUUGGUUGGUCGGUACUUUAGCCGGUAACAAUUGGACUUCUGUGCAAGCCAUUGUCAAUAAUUUCUCCCAUGAUGAUUCUAUUUGGGAUAUCGAUCAUAGUAUUGUAUCUCCAGGUGGUUGGAACAUCUUGAAAACUGGUAACAGAUGGGAUGAUAUCUCUGAUGACGUUCACUCCAAGAAAGAUGCAGGUUUCAACAUCUCAUUCACUGAUGUUUGGGGUAGAGCUUUAGCUUACAAUUGGUUCCCAAGUUUGAAGAGAGGUGGUGUUGGUUUAACUUGGGACACUUUAAGAGAAUCAGACGUCUUUAUUAAUGCAGAAAUGCCAUUCCCAAUGUCUAUCUCUGAUGGUAGAUAUCCAGAUACCUCUGUUGUCAAUUUGAAUGCCACUUUAUUCGAAUUCAAUCCUUUCGAAUUAGGUUCUUGGGAUCCAACUUUGAAUUCUUUCACUGAUGUCAAAUAUUUAGGUUCUAACGUCGAUAAUGGUAAACCCGUAGAUCAAGGUAAAUGUGUUGGUGGGUAUGAUAAUACCGGGUUCAUGAUGGGAACUUCCUCAUCUUUAUUCAAUCAAUUCUUACUAAGAUUAAACACUACUAGUUUACCAAAAGUUAUUAAGAAGUUGUUGCAAGAUAUGUUGGAUGAUUUAGCUGAUAAAUCUGAUGAUAUUGCCAUUUAUCAACCAAAUCCAUUUAAAAACGUCGAUAACAGACCUUUCUCCAAUUAUUCAGAUGCCAUUGGUAAAUCUGAUAACUUGUAUUUGGUUGAUGGUGGUGAAGAUAAUGAAAAUAUUCCUUUAGUUCCUUUAUUACAAAAGGGUAGAGAUUUAGAUGUCAUCUUUGCCUUGGAUAAUUCUGCUGAUACUGAUGAAAACUAUCCAGAUGGUGCCUCUUUGGUUGCUACUUAUGAACGUCAAUUCGGUAAACAAGGUGCUAAUUUAUCUUUCCCAUACGUUCCUGAUGUAAACACUUUCGUUAACUUGGGUUUGAAUCAAAAACCAACUUUCUUUGGUUGUGAUGCCAAGAAUUUAACCAAAUUGGAUCAUAUCCCACCAUUAAUUGUUUACAUUCCAAACUCCAAGUAUAGUUACAAUAGUGGUACUUCUACUUUCAAAAUGUCUUAUGACAAAAACGAGCGUAUUAGUAUGAUUCAAAACGGGUUUGAAGUUGUCUCUCGUGGUAAUUUGACUAUCGAUUCUGAUUAUUUGGGCUGUGUAGCUUGUGCCAUCAUUAGACGUAAACAAGAAAGCUUGAACUUUACUUUACCAAGUGAAUGUACUAAAUGUUUCUCUAACUAUUGUUGGAAUGGUACUUUGAACAGUACUACUCCAAAUAACUUCAAAGAAGAAAGUGACUAUAGUUCUGCUGAAAUUGACUCUGCUGCCUCUGUUGCUGAUGCUUCUUUGGCUUCCACCUCUGAUUCUACCACCGCUUCUAGCUCUUCUACUUCUGCUUCUGCUUCCACUACUUCUUCAAAGGGUCACAAGGAUGACGCUAAAGAGAACUCCACUUCAUCAAAGAAUGCUGGUGUUGCCAAUAUGGAAUCUUUCUCUUCAAUGUCUACUAUUUUUAUUGCUGCCAUUUGUGCAGUUUUAGCAAGUGCUGGAUUAGUUUAA